Messenger RNA from Naegleria lovaniensis, 1389 nucleotides. RefSeq lists its product as uncharacterized. The record is from RefSeq and is a predicted model, not a curated record. Lineage: Eukaryota; Heterolobosea; Eutetramitea; Acrasida; Naegleriidae. The transcript has a single exon. The coding region runs from base 1 to 1389 and encodes 462 amino acids.
AUGCCUCCUCUCAAGAACAGCAAACUCAAAAACAACCUCCAAAUGAUGUUUCGUUCGGUUUUCAAAUCAUCAUCACACACAGCAUGGUUACAAGGGCUGCCUUCCGAAAUUGUGUUGUAUCACAUUCUCAUGUUUUUGGAUUUGAAAACGGUACUGAAUUUUUUCUGCACGAAUAAGGAAUAUUAUUGGAACUUUAUCGAAUCUCAUUCAGAACGUUCUAAUGAUUGGAUUGGUAACAUUAACAAUGUUAGUAAUAUGAGCUUUCCGAUGAUCGAUCAUGAUGAAAAAAAUAGCACCGUUUUUGAUGCCAAUUCAUGGUGGUAUCACUAUUGCAAAGGAUUGAUACCGUCUCGAAUUUAUAAACACAGCAAGAGAGAUGAACUUGAACUUAAUUAUUUUUCAUACGCGAGGGAUCAUAGAAAACAAGUCACUCAGCUAUUUAUGAAUUAUUUGGAAAUUUUACAUCAGGACAAUGGGAAAUUGGGGUUAGAUCAACCUAAUUUUUCGCCAUACCGAUGGAUAUCGUUUUUAAGAGAUUAUUUCUACUUCAAAUACUCUCAAAAACAUUACAAACAUGUUUUGGAUCUAGACGUCUUUGAGUUAAAUGAUGAAGAACAUGUGAGCAAGGUUCUUCUCACCAACGAUUUUCAUUCAUUUUAUAAUGCACAUUCAAUAUUGAAAGGGUGUUGGGAAACCGUGUGUUGUGAACACAGAUUAUUAUGUUUACCAAACAGUGCAACCAUCAAGUCAACUCUGCAGACUGCAAAUCAAGUACCAAAAAUUACAAGCUACCACUGGAUGGUUCAUCUCACUCAAUAUACUGUAUCACCAGAUAACAGCUGGAACCUGUUAAUAGGCGUUGACAAUCUCUUUAACCCCAGUAGAACUCCCAGCAGCACUGAUGUUCAUUAUGCGAUCGGUAGCACAUUGGAUAGUGAAGACCAAAUCUAUGUUAAACCCAAAAAAACAUCCAAGCAAGAGCCUCAUGCCGUUUCCAAGGGAAUAGGAUAUUGUGUGCAAUCAGAUGCACCUCUUGUUAAUGGUGAUACAUCGUACACAUUCAAGAAUACCAACACGGAGGGAGAUGUUUUAGGUAUUUCAUUUUACUUUACACCACCAGAAACAAUCACAUUUAAGGUUUUUGGAAGAAGUAAUAACGAAAAAUCACGUGACCAAGUAGUAGAAUUGUGUGUUGUGAGUGCUGAAAUUUCCACUCUUCACUCACCAAAAUUCUAUCCAUCUGUGUCACUGACAGCUGGACAGUGUGUGACCUUAUUGCCUUGGAAUGGGGAUUCUAAUGUUUUAUUGCGUCAUAUCCAAUCAGUGGAAACAGCAAUGAAUGACAAGAUGGACCUCACUUCAACCUCUGACAUUAAUGAAGAUCAAUGA